AAUGUUACAUAACUUCAUCGUCUAAAGCAUUCUAGAACAUUUUUCUUUGCGUGACAAAAUUCAUUUUCUAGAUCAUUCGAGAGCAUUUUUCUCUUCCGCGACGGACUGAGAACUAUCAAGUGUGUGUGUGGCGGACUUGGAAACAUCUAUACGGAAUGGGUCGAUCGGCGAAACUCUUUCUGGCGCCAUGGUGUCUGUGGGUCAUGCUGGUGUCGGUGGUCAGUUUUGAAUUCACCAGAACUAUCUGUCAUGUAGAUAUUUGUACCAGUGAGGAGUUCUGUGACCAUGAAAAUUGGCAAUGCCGAUCGUGUGACAACACCCGGGGUGACUGCUUGAAGGACUCACUUCCGGGUAAAAUCAACUUUACCGAAGACUGUCCGGCACCCGCCCAGCUAGUACACGGAAGCUUUAAGUAUUUAGCUAGAUAUCGUCCCGGAACCAACGUAACGUUUACGUGUGACGAGGGAUACAAACUGGUCGGCGACGACACGUCAACUUGUGAGGACUUCGGUACAUGGUCAUCCCCGGAGCCAGAGUGUGAAGAAUCAAACAUUCUGUGGCAUGUUGCCAUUUUCAUACUGGCUGUUGUGGUUGUAAUUCUGCUGGUCUUUAUCGUGUACAAUAGACGAAACCACAAAGAGCCUCAAGACAACCCGAGACGUAGCGGAUUGGAAGGGGAAGAUAUGAAUUACGGAAUUCCCGAGUCGGGUGUGACGACGGAAGGCCAUCAACCUGAAGUAGAACGCCAGGAGGCGGACGAGAGGCGCCCAUUGCUUUCCGCAUAAUAUAUCAACAAUGGCUGCUAACCGGAAUUUGUUUGUGGUUCUGAAAAGUUUUUCUGUUUUUGCUCAAUAACUUUUGUUAGGAAUGGCAUAUGAUAAAAAUGUGUGUUCCUAGCUCACAUAGAGGUGUACAAUUGGUGGAUUUGAUGUCUUUAUUACCUAUGCCGCAAAUAGAAAGCUUGUCAUACAAAGGUUUUAGCAACUGCCUAGGCUCUGUAGUCCCGGGCCUGCACGUGAUUUUCAAAAAUGGUUAUUUAAAAAAAAAAAUGCAUUUAUAACUAAAGGGGCAGGUGUGUAUGCCUCUUCUAUUUAGAAAGUUAGCCAGUCUUUCUUAUAAGCAAUCAUUUUAUGUGUGUGUGCUGUUUUUACUUCCAAGUUAAUUGGAAAACGCACCAAAGCAUCGCGAGAGAACAUGCGGGAUCCCUGCCCCCACCCCCUUUCCUAACAAGCCGGACAUGUACAUAUUUUUUCCUUUAGCUACAACCCUGUUAGCAACUGAUGCUUUUAUGUACUAAUCUUGUAUUUGAUAACACGAAAUGACUAUUUAUGACAAAGCCAGAUAGCUUAUCAUUAAAACCUGGUUUUCGUCGUAUUGCAAUGCUUCGUUUUUUAAGCUCUAUAAAACGUUUCUUUUUUUAAAUAUGCAAUUCUGUGUUAAUCCCAAUUUUCUAAAUACCGGUAAGCCUUGUGAUUGUCGCAUUGAAUUAGAUAUUAUUAUUAUUAUAACUAUGUCGGUUUUGUGUGUAUAUUAUCCAUAGUACUAACACUGUUAAUCUUCUCAUUUUAUGCGUUAACAUAUGUGAACCCGGUUUUUUUUUUCAAGUGCUAUAAAGUCAUGAUUAUUUUUUUCAUUUUGAUGGUUUCACUUUUUAAUCAAACUUGUAAUCAAUACUUUCGAUUUAAAGAUGUACUCUUAUAGAUUGAACGUUUUGACAUCUUGUUUUUAUUUUUUGUCUUGGAACGAACCAAAAUAUGCGAAUAUCCAUUGAAACCAAUUAUAUAAGUCUGCUGACAAAAACUAGAACUCAGAUUUAAGCUCAAAAAUUGGUUUAAACCAUAAAACAUUAAUUUCCGAACGGAAAUAUGAAAAUCUGCUAUCUGAUCUUUUGUCAGCAGUCUUAUAUCACUGGUCUGCAGAUAGUUACGCAAAAAUUGGCUCAUUCCAAGACAAAGAAUAAAAAGUAGUCAAAACGGUCAAUCUGUGAGAGUGCAGCUGUAAAUCCCUUGCACCUUUUUUACUCAAGUCAUUUCUAAAUUAUUACUAAAUACAAAAUAUAAACGAGAAUUUAAAACAACAGCAACAUUUUUUUCUUUUAUAACAUGUUUAAAAAAAUGAGGUUGUUUUUUUGGUGAUAUUGUGGUGUCAAAUAUUCGUAAUCAAAUAUGUAUGUAAUACAUGUAUAUAAUCUGCUUAUAAUAAGUUAAAAUCUUAUCUGAGAUAUCAGGAUCAUUUUUUUUCAUUGUUUUUAUGACCUGUUAGGGUAUUUUGUGAUGGUUAAAAGUUGUAAGUAUGUACUUUCAAAAAUAUAUGGUUUGAUGCAUAGCUGUGGCAUCACCAUUUAUUUUGUGUUUUAACAGUAAACUUGUUUUUAUUUUUUUUACCUAAGAAUGUUACAUAUAUAUAUAUCUUUAUAUUUUAUAUGUUUUAUAGCUAGCUCUGUAAUUUUGUCUUAAUGUUUUAACUUGUUAAAAUAAAGAUACUAUUAUUAUAAUUAUAAAAUUAAAAAAUAUCGUUCAA
Mya arenaria is the source of this 2520-nucleotide messenger RNA. Its product is annotated as C4b-binding protein beta chain-like. NCBI's taxonomy places the organism in Eukaryota, Metazoa, Mollusca, Bivalvia, Myida, Myidae. The transcript has 5 exons. The record is from RefSeq and is a predicted model, not a curated record. Bases 156 to 785 code for a protein of 209 amino acids.